AUGGUUCGAAUUAAGUUCACCGGGCCUCCGUCGACGGUCCAGGUACAGACUCCGCAGAAUCUCCAGUCCCUUGCCGCUGACAUCAGGCCUGUUGCUCGCAUCAGGGCACAAGAUGUGAUUGAAGCUUCCGCCAUUCUGAAGCUCCAAGAAAGCAUGCAUCUACAGCAACUGCAGAGCCUGGAGAUGGUCCAGAUCAUGCUACAUGUCUCGUUUGGAACACUCUUUUAUCUUCGGGAGUUUCUACCGCUUCCAUGUUUCGACGAUCGGGACUUGAGAGAAGCUCAACGUGAGGGCGACCUUUCUUAUCGACAGUUCAUUGACAAGCACACGCACAGAGAAGACCUCGCUUCCAAGGAAAAUGUACCAUUUGGCAGAGGCAAGAAAGGUCAGCCGCUGAAGAUCAUACUCCGGGGAUCAGAUCCCAAAGCGGAUAUGAUUCUUGAUAUUCUGGAAACCGGCAUCUUCGAUGCACUUAGCAAAAACGUGCUUGAAGCUGUUCAAUUGACCAUACUGGUCGACAAGGAUGCGCCCGAGAAUGUGCUAGAAUCAUACACAUUCUCCUUUAGAUACACAGGGGCGGAAGGUGAUGUCAAUACUCGCCUUGAAAGUUUAUCUCUCGAACCAAUGGGCUGUGUGACCGACAUGAAAACUGCACAGACAGCCCGGAUAGGCCUAGAGACGAUCGUACGGCGCUUGAUCACUCUUAGUGCCUUUCUUCCCACUCUACCGAACAAGAGAAGCUUAGGGGUUCAUCUUUUCUAUACGGAGGAUUGCCCUCCUGACUAUGAGCCCCCGGGGUUCAAUGGGGCCGAUGAUGAUACGAUCAAAUUCCCUCUCAGCGAAAACUGGAAAAGGGAAUCGCAGUCUUGUGGACAAAUGAACAGUGGACGGCAUACUGUUGGGCUUAAAGUCACCUCGCUCAAAUGGACCGGAUCCGAGCCCGAGGGAGCAGAACCGCUGCCUCAGAUACCUCUUGAUCUUGAGUUUAACGAUUCCGUACGAAGAACGAAAGAUAUUGGAUUUGAUGACAAAGAGGAUAUCUUGCGUACACUGGGAGGCAGUGGCAGUCUAUCUAUGGAGAACGGCUUACGCCAGGACACUGAUCUCUGCUCAUCUCUGUGCCAGAAAGCCGAGAACGAAAAAGUGUCGACGCAGGAUCUUGUGGAUAAGCAUCAAUUACGAAUGAUGCUACCUUCGCAAGGGACUGAGGGUUCGGAUGGUGAACUGGCACCUACACAGCCACUUAAACCUGGCACCGCAUUUGAGAAUGGCAUUGCGACGAAGUAUCAGAAGAUUGUCCUUACGGAAGAAAGCAGGCACAAAAUUAAGGAAUAUCUGCAUUCACACGACUCUACUGCUACGAGAACGGCUGAGGAUCACAAUAGUGUCAGAUGCCAAUGCGGCUGGGAUGGUGAAGAGGAGGCCAUGGCCCAAUGUGCCUUUUGUCAAACGCGCCAACAUUUGUUAUGCUAUGGAUACGAAGGUGCCCAUGACCCAAGAGUCCCCGACAUUCAUGCUUGCUAUCAAUGCUUGCUUAUGCCAGACGAACCUCAUAUACUCCAUCAAAUGAGUAGUUUAGUACUCUUAAGGAGAGCCGUGAGGAUCAUACUAAACGAGGGUUACCCCAAUAGAACGUCGUUAUUCACAGAGAAGCUUCAUUGCAACGGGCAGACCCUUGUCCAAAUUAUAGAUCUGCUGAAAAAGCGUAGACUCCUCCAGCCGACCCCGGGAAGUAAAGCCAAAGGAUUUCCACUGAAAGGUUUGCCCAGGUUCAUGUUCCCUAGCUCGGGGGACAUACAAGUCAGGCUACAAGCGGAGAUACUUAGCCCCAUGAUCAAGAUUCAGCAUCAUUAUGUCCAAGACAUCCCGCAGGACUCGCUUCAGCCAUCACAAGUAGUGACAAAUGAUGAGCUACAUAGCAUCACAAGAUCGUUUUCUCAGGAAGAUAAAUUGGAAGAAUCGCUUUUUGAUGCUCAAGAAAGCGGAAGGAAGACGCCGAUACCAAAGGAAAAAUCCACAAGCAUGGUAGCAGAAACCCGAAGUCGGAAGAGACUGGCGUCACUGGCAAACGAACAAAGCCAACCCCAUACCCCGAAACAUACUGCUCAUAAAGAUGCGUCCCCACCAAGACGAGUCAGUGAUCGAGUCUUGAGGAAAGACAGCAGGAACCAAGCCGAACAGCAAGUCAAGUCCGUCAAAAACGUAACUCCUCGCUCGAAGCAAACACCCAAUCGUCGGACUCCCAGCGAAGGCAGUCUACGCCGCAGCAACCGCAAGAGGCGCAAGAUCAGCAAUUACUCCAAACUUGUCGAUGUUGGCGCAGAGCAAUCUGAGAACGACAGUUCCUAG
Molecule: messenger RNA, 2349 nt
Organism: Aspergillus vadensis CBS 113365
Lineage: Eukaryota; Fungi; Ascomycota; Eurotiomycetes; Eurotiales; Aspergillaceae
Product: putative meiosis specific protein Hop1
Exons: 10
Coding region: 1-2349 (782 amino acids)
Biological process (GO): synaptonemal complex assembly; meiotic recombination checkpoint signaling
Cellular component (GO): nucleus
Source: RefSeq, a predicted model, not a curated record